AUGCACACGCUUCAUGAUCCGGAUGGGUUUGGGGUUAGUGGUACCUAUGAACAUGGAUGCUUCGGAAUUCUCGAGUUUCUUCAAAAUACGCUGUUGGAUUUCUACGAGGCAAAGGGUAACUGGAAAGAGCAGUGGGUGGUUUGCCAAUCCCUCUUUCUUUGGACCAAUCGUCUACCUAUGGAAGAUUUACUGUUGUUAGACGAUGGCGAACAGGUUGAGGAGACUAGCCAAAUGUUGAGGACCAUGUUCCUUACCAUGCUUGCAACUCUCGAACAAGAAGGCCUCUUGGGCCCAGGCUCCGAGGUUAAGAACUUAGCCACAAGCAUGAAACUUCAUUUUGCACUUGGCCGCUCAGAACAAAGUGGUAUGGAUCCGCUUGCCUACGAUGACACCGACCGUGGCGUUCAUGUCCUUGCGUACGCCAAGAAACAUAAAGACCUCAAGCCUUCCCUCCCCCGACAAAAGCAACAACGACCCUUGAAGUGGUCCGCUGAGCUGAGUGAAUACAAGCGCCGUUACGGCUCACAUGGGCGUGGUCUCGGGGGUGAUCGUUUUGACUUCACCACUUGGGCAUCCGCUGAUCGCAAGGCGAGUUCUUACGAUGGUAAAGAUCUGCUGACACGAAUUAUGAUUAAUACGUUAAAGGAGGGUUUAGUGAUGCAGCCGGCAUAA
This is a messenger RNA of Penicillium angulare, 672 nucleotides long. RefSeq lists its product as uncharacterized. The record is from RefSeq and is a predicted model, not a curated record. The coding region runs from base 1 to 672 and encodes 223 amino acids. The transcript has 3 exons. Lineage: Eukaryota; Fungi; Ascomycota; Eurotiomycetes; Eurotiales; Aspergillaceae.